ACAUAUGAAACGUCAACUCACUCCAUCAAUGUCAAACCCGAAAUGUUGUUAAAUUUCAGUCCCACCAAAAGAACCCACCGCAAAUGCCGAUAACUUGUCACAAAGACCCUGAUGGCCUCUCUUGUGCUAGGGAAAAGGUAUCACCUCAAACCUCCACGGAGGCAGAGCAAUGGCUGAACAUGAUGACCAGCAUGCUGAACUUCGCCAUGGCCUCCACCACCCUCAUGAAAAGUAUCCAGAACAGAGUGGAGGUGACCAAGAAACUAGAGGACGAAGCAAGAACCAUGAGAGCUGCAGAGUUCUUCAGACAGGAGCUAGCCAAGUCUAUGCCGGAGAAGGGAGGGGUUUCUGAAGACUUCUCGUUGAGAUCAGCACCUGUCAGAGAAGAUACUUGCGCUCAAAAUACCUGCAUACUCUUCUUUAAAGACGAGCCUGACGAGUGUGGACCUGAGUGUGAAGGGAAGAGACCUCCUCCCCCAAUCAAACCCGGUAAGAAAAAGAAAACAUGCUACGAAAGUGUAGACACCAUUGGUGGUAGCUGCCUUUGCCUCAUACCUGUACCCGAGGAGCCACCUGAACCAGAACCACCAGAAGAACCUGACGACCUAGACAUUUGCUCUUGCGAGAUGUUGAAGGCUUGCAUGGUACAAGACGACGAUGAUGAGUCUUGUAUAUGUGGUGUGAAAAGUGACGAUAAGUCGAUAGAAGAGGAUACCAAAGUGUGUGAACCUCAACAUGCAUGCCCAGCAAACGGGUCUAUAGACGAUUCGGACAACUGCAGCUGCCCUUCGGUUAGUUGUAAAGAAGCAAUCGUGGAACCCGAGGAAUGUCAUGUGAAAAUAGAAGAGAAACCAACAUGUACCCCUCCUCCUGCUCCUCCGGUUGUUAUACCUCCAGAGCCAGAACAUGAGGAAUCAAUUGUAGACUGCGGCUGUCAGACUGCAUCCUGGGAGAAGAUGAUGGUGAAAGAGCUUCAAAUGGCUAAUCUGGCUUACCAAUUAAGACAGACCGACAAAAACUUGAAAGAACUGAAGAGGGAAAUGGACCGUAUAUCUACCUUUGUCGGUGGAAAAAAGAAAUGUUCCUACGCCAAAGCAGCUGCUCUUUACGAAGAGAUAAUGAAGCCCAGAACUUCUCUGGAUGAGGUGAACAAGCCUGGUAGCAGUCGUAGGAGAAGACAUUAGCAGAUUUGGAAUUGCGAGAGAGUUGAGCUUCAGGAAAUUGGAUGUUGCUUAAGAGAGUAAUUAAUUUUAACAAUAUUGUUGAGGCUGGAUCAAACUAAUAAAAGAAAUACACAAAAACA
Molecule: messenger RNA, 1303 nt
Organism: Harmonia axyridis
Lineage: Eukaryota; Metazoa; Arthropoda; Insecta; Coleoptera; Coccinellidae
Exons: 3
Coding region: 84-1184 (366 amino acids)
Source: RefSeq, a predicted model, not a curated record